UCAUUAAGCUGAGCCAUUCUAGCUGCUGCACCUUUGCAUCUGGAGUUUUCCAAAUAUGUCCUUGAUUCUGUCGCUAAUUCCAAAAUUUUGCACGCAUUUUUGAUGAAGUGACCACAUAGCACUUCUCAAAGCCUUUGAAGGAUGGAAGGAUGCAAAUCGAAAUGGAAGGGAAAGAGCAUUCUGUUGGGAUAGCUUUUUGUCCCCAGUAACCUUGCAGUUGAUGGACGAUAUGAGAAUGCAGUUUCUAGAUCUAUUAUCAGACAUUGGCUUUGUAGACAAAUCAAGGGGUGCUAAUGCUUACAACCAAUACAGCCAUGAUUUGGAGAUGAUCUGUGCAAUCCUUUGUGCUGGACUCUACCCAAAUGUUGUGCAGUGCAAAAGAAGAGGAAAGCGAACACAAUUCUACACUAAAGAAGUUGGGAAAGUUGACAUCCAUCCUGCUUCUGUCAAUGCAGGGGUUCAUCUCUUCCCUCUGCCGUACAUGGUUUACAGUGAAAAGGUGAAAACAACUGGCAUCUACGUCCGAGACUCUACAAAUAUAUCGGACUACGCUCUACUUCUAUUUGGUGGUAAUCUCAUCCCUAGCAAAUCCGGGGAGGGCAUUGAGAUGCUUGGUGGUUACCUUCAUUUCUCUGCAUCAAAGAGCGUUUUAGAGCUAAUACGGAAAUUGCGUGGGGAACUUGAUAAGCUUCUAAAUAGGAAGAUUGAGGAACCGGGGUUGGACAUUUCUGUGGAGGGAAAAGGAGUGGUUGCUGCUGUGGUUGAGUUAUUGCACAAUCAUGAUGCACGUUACUAAUGUCUCCACUUUUUUUCCAAAAUUAACACAGUUAAGCAGCAGUCCUGCUGCCAUUCCUUUCUUCUUCUUUUUCCUUCCUAGUAAGCAACAUGAGAACCAUUGAAUUCGGCCACUAACAUUUUUGGGCAUUAGGAUGCAUGUAAUUUAGUUGGGUGGCUAUAAUAUUAAUUUUAUGAUUUUUUAUGUAGGAAAAAAUAACAUGGAGGAUGUUUUAGCGAUCUCAGUUUGUAUUUAGCUAAAACAUCUAUAAGGGUUGAAAUUUUU
This is a messenger RNA of Corylus avellana, 1060 nucleotides long. The record is from RefSeq and is a predicted model, not a curated record. Lineage: Eukaryota; Viridiplantae; Streptophyta; Magnoliopsida; Fagales; Betulaceae.